Tetrahymena thermophila SB210 is the source of this 342-nucleotide messenger RNA. RefSeq lists its product as hypothetical. NCBI's taxonomy places the organism in Eukaryota, Ciliophora, Oligohymenophorea, Hymenostomatida, Tetrahymenidae. The transcript has 3 exons. The record is from RefSeq and is a predicted model, not a curated record.
AUGAGUGUCUAAUUUGAGUAAGCAUAAACCCGAAUAUCAAUAAUUAACUAGUCUGUUGUCGACACUGGGACUUCCCAAGCGGUCCCCCACCUUAGUACUAACCCAGCCUUAAGGCGCUUAACUUCGGAGUUCGAAUGGGAUCCGGUGUUUUCACCUUAGUAUGGCCGACAACAAAACUUAUCAGAAAGAAUCACUAUUAAUAAGUUGUCGACACUGGGACUUCCCAAGCGGUCCCCCACCUUAGUACUAACCCAGCCUUAAGGCGCUUAACUUCGGAGUUCGAAUGGGAUCCGGUGUUUUCACCUUAGUAUGGCCGACAACAAAACUUAUUAGAAAGAAUGA